Zingiber officinale is the source of this 1731-nucleotide messenger RNA. Its product is annotated as baculoviral IAP repeat-containing protein 7-like. Bases 476 to 1321 code for a protein of 281 amino acids. Lineage: Eukaryota; Viridiplantae; Streptophyta; Magnoliopsida; Zingiberales; Zingiberaceae. The transcript has 2 exons. The record is from RefSeq and is a predicted model, not a curated record.
CAUGAUUUGAUGUAGAGGUAGCGGCCCAUUACGAUCAAGAUGGGCGUGGCAUAACGGCACGCGGGCACAAUGAUUUGAGGCGUGACGAUAGGCGUAGCGUAACGGUCGGGUGUCGGCGCUAGGGGAAGUCAACGGCCGACGACUCCAGCAGCUGUACGGCUCGUCUUGGCGAGGAGGGAGAAAGAGGGGUACAGCAUGCUUCUCCGUCCGGCCGCCUCUCGUCGCGUUUUUUAGUUUUACGACGACGUUGUGAUCGUUGAUUAGAGGAAAAUGGUGAUUGAGGCCGCUUAAACAUCGAUGCUAGAAAGAAAUGCUCGCCCGCGACUGAAUGAACGAGGAGUACUCUUUCUAGUUUAAGGUCACAUAAAACCUGGUGUUGGAGCUCGAUCGCUGGGGUUUUUGCUGUAGGUUCGUCGGCACUUGGCCGGAGGGAAGGGCAGUUUCUGGAGAUCGGUGAUCAAGAGUGGAUCUUUAGAUGGAGUGGAGGGAGAUUCGGCGAAGCGUGACGCUGUCGGAGCAAUUAUCCAUCAAUGAUUCAUCUAGUCUCGGAGACCUCCUAAAGCUACGGGAGGAGGAGGAGGCGACGCGCCUCUCCGGCCGCGAAUCGUUGACGCUGGAGUCGGUUAUCAGGUGCGAAAAGGGGGAAUAUUCUGCCGCCGGUGGCGGACAUGACGCCAGCGGAAGGACGCUUCUCGGUGUCAUCCUACAGGAGCACGAGGCGAGUAGCGUGGCGGCGGAAGGGGACUCCAGUAACGGCGCCUCAUGGAAGACUUUGAGGGACCGCUUCCGCCUCCAAAGUGACGGCGCCGCCUCCCCUGACCAGCUUCUCCCGAUCUCGAACCCCGACCCCGUCGACUCCCCUUCCCCCUCACGCUCCAACCUUAACUCAGAUCUCGCCGUCCCAGAACCCACUGUCGUGGCGGUAGAGGCCACAUCACAACCGGAAGUUCCCUCGGCCGAUUCGAGCGGUGCUGCGGUGUCGCCAAUCCCAGCUGCUGUGCCCGAGGAGGAGGCAGAGGAGCCGGCUAGAGUGUCCUUGAUGGCGUUACUGGAGCAAACCGACCGUCAAUGGAGCGGAAGCGAGAGGGAGAGGUUACCCAUGGCGGCAGCCGCGGUGGAGGCGGUGAUGGAGGCCGAGGCCGAGAGCGGCGGCGGGGUCAUGUCGUACAUGUGCUGCGUGUGCAUGGUGAGACACAAAGGAGCCGCAUUUAUUCCCUGCGGCCACACCUUCUGCCGCACCUGCUCCCGCGAGCUCUGGAUCAGCCGUGGCAGCUGCCCUCUCUGCAACCGCGAAAUCCUUGAGAUCCUCGACAUCUUCUAAGUUCUAAUGCCUCCUCCCAUUCUCCUGACUCCGGCCGCAGACACAACUCCGCCCAUCACUCCUUUCUACAGUCAUGUCUAAUAUGAUGUUGUCGUUCCCUUAGACGGUGCAGUGAUUAAGUCAUAGAUUUUAGAUCAAAACUUGAAGUGUCUUAGACUAAUAGUUAUUCUUAAUUUACUUACUCAAUAUUAAUCUAGAGAUGAAUUGACAGGGUGCUAAAGGUGAAGGUGGAACAUAAUAUGAUGUUAUUGUAAGGGCAGGGUGUCACGAUUAAAGCCUUCCAUGAUAGAUCAGAAAUCUAAAUUUCAAGACUCAACCAGUAAAUCUCAGAAUCUGACUGUCAGGAUAGAUAUGUACUUUCUACCUAUGGAAAACUUUACUAAGACAGAUCACCUAGGUUCAACGCUUAA